CACAGCUCUACUCAAGUUCUUUGUUUCAUAGUUCAUACUUCCUAGCAAAACAAAUCCACAAAAGCUGAGAUAUUUUUCUAUCUGAUUGUGUUAAGAGAUGGCUGAGAAGACCAACCAGGCUUAUCCUUUGGCCCCUGCAAAUGGUUACACAAGAAGUGAUGGCGAAUCAUUGAUAUCCGAAGACGAGCUUAAACGCCAAAAGAGGAUGAAAUUGUUUAUGUACAUAGGUAUCUUCAUUGUUUUACAAAUCAUAGUGAUGGCAGUAUUUGGUCUCACUGUGAUGAAAGUGAAGACCCCUAAGGUCAGAUUGGGUGGAAUCAAUGUCCAGAGCCUCAACUCUGUCCCUGCCACACCUUCAUUUGACACAAACUUUACCACCCAGAUUAGGGUGAAGAACACAAACUGGGGUCCUUAUAAGUUUGAUGCAAGCAGUGCAACAUUUCUGUACCAAGGUGUGGCAGUGGGGCAGGUAUCAAUUCCUAAGAGCAAGGCUGGAAUGCGUUCCACAAAGAAGAUCAGUGUUUCAGUGAGCUUGAAUACCGAUGGACUUCCAAGCAGUUCUACUCUUGUCAGUGAAUUAAACACCGGGAUCUUGACGCUCACCAGCCAAGCCAAACUGACUGGAAAGGUUGAAUUGAUGCUUAUAAGGAAGAAGAAGAAGUCUGCCACAAUAUGUGUACUCAUGAGACAUUUGGCAACCCAUAUGUUUACUCAAUAUCGUAUGAAAACACGGUACUCAUGAGACCCAGGUACUCAUCUGUUACCCCUCAUGCAGUACGCCGACAGACACUAGGCAACCCAUAUGUUACCCAAUGUCGCUAAAAACAUGGGUACUUAUGAGACCCAUGCAACCCAUCUGUUACCCCUCAUGCAGUACACCGGCAGACAUACUAGAACUCUAACUGAUCGUAAUUGACACCGAGCCAAGGCUUGGUUUCAAUUACUGCCAACAACAUCCGAAUACCAGAAAACGUUUUAAUAAGACUCAGUGUUAAAACCAUGUACAAUAUAAUAAUCAACACAUGUUUAUUGUACUACAACCAAACAACUCUUGCACAACAAUAUAAUAUAGUUACCACAAUAUAAUCUCAUUUUGAAAUAAAAACCGUAGCAUUAUAUAAUAUAACAACUCAUAUAUAUGUAUUGUAUUUACUAUUUUUGUACACAUACACAACUCACUAUAUUAUA
Molecule: messenger RNA, 1188 nt
Organism: Argentina anserina (silverweed cinquefoil)
Lineage: Eukaryota; Viridiplantae; Streptophyta; Magnoliopsida; Rosales; Rosaceae
Exons: 1
Coding region: 98-742 (214 amino acids)
Source: RefSeq, a predicted model, not a curated record